UGUCAAGACGAACAUUUUUUGCAGUGCGCCCCGACUGGCACAAAAUGAGGGAGGAAUAGAGAGAGAGAGUGAGAGAGAAAGAGAGAGAUUGGGGUGGAGGAGUUGGAGGAGGGGGUGGUCCAGGAGAGCAUGGCCGCUGGAGCCGUAGCACUGCUGAUUUGGUUUGGUUCCUCCACAUUGAUAACACAGCUCGUCUUGCGCUCUUGGUUAUGUGGCGGAGCCGCUCGUCAGGAGACGUUUAACCCGGGGAUUGUGUGCGUUUACGCGCGGUGGACAGGUUCCAUUUACUGCUUGCGUUGUUCUUCGGCGGGGCAAGAGCCCUCGGGCAGCUGCGGGUUCAGUCGGAGCUGAAGCUGCUGGCUUGAGUCUUCUUAGUAAUUCACACUGACCAGGAGAAGUCCCGAGCUGGAGACAGCUACGGCACAAGGACUGCGUUUCUUCCUGCCUGCAUGGUUGAACAUUUAUUCUCUCAUUAAAAAAACAAACAAACAAAUAAAGCCUAAAACAAAACAGAAACAAAAAACAUUUUUCCUCUAUGUACGCAACGUUGACUCCUGCCUGGGAAAUUCAGUGCAAGUUGGAGAAACUGUUGACUGCGCUGCGCGGAGUUAAGCCGGAUGAAGAGUGUUCGUGGCUCUGCUAGAAAUACUGUAGAUGUUCACUGUCUGCUCACUACUUUUAAGUAGAACUCUUUGAUUCAGGCGCAUGAUCAGUAAGAUCCCGGUGCUUUCAUUUUACUGAACCGAGCGAGGAACUUACAUCUGUGCAGGAGUAAAUUGGACUAUCAUCCCUUCUCAUCACAACAUUUCACCAAAACAUCCAUCAGAACCCGGACCAGAGAGGACUGUAACCAGUUUGGCUUCACCGGAGUUCCAGAGCAAAUAUGCCGCAGGUGGAAACGAUCCUCUUCUUCCUUAUCCUCAUCAUUGGGAUAUGUGUGUACGGCCAGGACCCGGCUUCCAAAGUGGUGUCCGACCGCUACGCCGUCUACUGGAACAGGACCAACCCCAAGUUUUACCGUGGUGAUUACCACAUUGAUGUCUGCAUCAAUGACUAUCUUGAUGUCUAUUGUCCACACUACAUUGGCCCAGUUCCUGAUGAGCGGGCCGAGCGCUACAUCCUCUACAUGGUGAACUAUGAUGGCUACAGCUCGUGUGAUCACACUGCCAAGGGCUUCAAACGCUGGGAGUGCAACAGGCCUCUGUCCCUGAAUGGACCGCUGAAGUUUUCAGAGAAGUUCCAGCUCUUCACUCCCUUCUCCUUAGGCUUCGAGUUUCGCCCUGGCAGAGAGUAUUAUUAUAUCUCCUCCAUCACUGAUGACAAGGGAAGAAGGAGCUGCCUUCGACUCAAGGUCUUCGUCAGGCCUCAAAACAAUUGUGUGAAAAACACCGGGAGUGUGCAGGAAGGGGUCGAUUUUGACGACAACAGCCCCAACUCCCUAGAACCCAGAGAUGGUAUCGGCCACGAGUCACCAGAGCCAGCUCGGAGGGAUGUAAACUCUGCUGGUCAGCGCCAGACUUCAGUCAUCCUGCUUAGCUCUGUUCUCAUAGUUCUGGCUGCCAUCUUGUCUUUAUAGCACCCAGUGUGAGGAAUUUCCAGGAAUGGACUGUCCUGAGUGGACCACAGGCCACUCUACCUGGCAACCCUCUCCCCCUCAAGGAGCACUUUUUAAAACAAAACAAAACACUGACAGUAUCUCUCUGUAAAAGAGUGAGGAAGGGACUUCGGCAUUGAAGCCUUUGUUUUUUGAGUUUGGAAAAUGCCAACUCGUCUGAUUCUUGACUUUCCAGUGGGUGCUGAUGGUCGAGGCACCCUGGGGUGAAAGGGUCUCUUACCCAUUUGCCUGUAUACCAUUAACAGUAUGAGGAUAUUUCACAUUUAUUUGUGACAAGCACACAUACAUGCUUUCAAACAUAUACACGCAUUCAAUACAAACUCCACAAUCAGCACACUCUUUAGCUCAAAUGACAAAGAAGCACAGCAGGAUCCCUUAAAACGUUUACAGACUUUUAACAUUUUUUUGUGUUCAGGAACAUCAUGUAACCCCCGACACACAACAUGAUUAACUGUCAUGUUAAACUGGACGAGGUUUCCAAGAAGAUCCGGGAGAAACACCAUACAUACGGGCCAUUGUAAAGGAAAGCAAGCAGGAUGUUGUUGCUAGGAGACUGUUGCCACUGGCAAGUGGGGUAUGGGGUGGGCAUUGAAUGACUUAACCUUUCUCUCAGGUUAAAAGGAUACAUUGUGCCACCCCUAAUUUUCACUGAAUGUAGCUGCAUUGCGUUAAAUGUGCAACCCAAUUUUGAUAUAUCCUCUGCACCUUCAUCCCCCAAACGGAUCUGUCUGCAGCACGGCUCGCUGUGGUUCUGAUUUUUCAUGUAGGACAUUGUUCUUCAUUUCUGAGCUUUGACAGUAAGUAGGCUUCGUAGUUAAAUGGCUUCUUUUGUUAUCUAUUAUUUGUGUUUAGUUUUUAUUUCUUAUUUUUUGUCUGUAGCCUACAGACAAACAUUGAAUUUAAUUUAACAGUUAUGUCGUUAUGAAACACAAGUCAAAGAUUUGUGGCUGUGUUUCAGUUGUUAAAAGUACAUUCAUCCUAAUCAUUUUGAAGCCCAUCUAUAUCUAUUUGUAGCCUACCUUGUCAGAUGCGUCCCAGAUGUGGCAUCUGUCAAAAAUAGACUUGAUGUGUAUCUUUAGCGAAGCGCACCAAAGUGCCACAUGUGGGACGGAUCAGAGACGGAAUGCAGCUGGACCUGGUGGGAACACAGCCAACGACUAGACUAACAGGGAUCAGCCUGGCGAUCGCGUCACAGACAGAAUGCACUGUAGCCACAUCCAGUGGAAAUUAGGGGUCAGAUUAUGGACGACCCAUGUUGACAGUCAAAAAAUAAAAAUAAAAUUUAAAAAUAUAUAAAUUAAAGAAGCACUCAUCUAGUAAUGUUUGGAAAAGGGUGAUUCAAUGAUCAGUUAAAGUAUUUGUUUAUUUUAAUAAAUCACAUAAUUCAAUACAAGAGCCUACAUGGGUGUACAGUAAAAUAUUUGAACGGAGUGGAGAAUUGGUUAAGGUAUUUUGCCAGGCAAAAUGUAUUUUCUUAUUUAUUGUGAAGUCCUUGUGGUUUUCUUCUGUUCUGGUCUAGUCUGCAAGUACAGUAGAAAGGCAAUAAAAAACACUUACCCAUUAAGGCAGUUCAUAUUACACACCAUUCAUUUGAUACAAUCAUACAGAAACACUGAGUAUAGUUUAUGUAUUGCUUGGAUCGAUUGUUGAUGAUAAAUUUUAAUUACUUUUUAAAAAAUGUCCAGGAAGAAAAAAAAAUGUCUGAUGUGCUUAUCAGGGUGUAGAAAUAGAAGAAUAUUUGUGCUUCAAAUUUGUCUUUAAUGAAUGUCACAAAUGUAGUUUUACUAUUACACUAUUGCUUUUGUGAAUCACUGUCAUAAUACAGCUAUUGUAAAUAGAGGCGAAUGCCCCACAAAGUUCAGGGAUGUGUCCAUGCCUAACAUGAGGUUAAAAAACAAUUUUAGUUUUCUCUUUUUUUGGUGGGGGGGGGGCUUAAAUAAAGUAGCACAUGAUUUCUAUGGCUUAAGACCUUUCGGUGAGACAGCGACCGAGUUACAGGAGCAGGUGGUAGUCGUGUGUGCAAGGUGGGGCGGAGGGUUGUGUGUGAUUCGGUUGCAUUCUUUGAUGUCGUGUUAAGUGGCGUCUGUACAGAAAAUACACUGGGGGCACCCUCAUACCAGUUAUUUCUGGAAUGAAAAAUCGACCAAUAAACAGAGUGAGGUGUCCUGUUCUCUCAGAGGCGAACUGAAAUUCUAGCACCAGUGGACCUGAGAGGGAAAGACAAGGCGAGUGAGAUGUGAAGCAUUGUAGUGCUUGUUCUGAGAUCAAUACUCAUGUUCUUCUUCUUCUUUUUAAACAGGAACAUGCAGUAAACACAUCCUUUUCACUCAUCACUCUCAGCAGCACUGUUACCUUCACAUGCACUCACUACCAAAUUAAACUGCAGCCCUGCUAGUUUUC
Messenger RNA from Monopterus albus (swamp eel), 4015 nucleotides. RefSeq names its product ephrin-A5b-like. The coding region runs from base 884 to 1576 and encodes 230 amino acids. Gene Ontology annotation, biological process: ephrin receptor signaling pathway; regulation of cell-cell adhesion; axon guidance. Gene Ontology annotation, molecular function: ephrin receptor binding. NCBI's taxonomy places the organism in Eukaryota, Metazoa, Chordata, Actinopteri, Synbranchiformes, Synbranchidae. The transcript is spliced from 5 exons. Gene Ontology annotation, cellular component: external side of plasma membrane; plasma membrane. The record is from RefSeq and is a predicted model, not a curated record.